This is a messenger RNA of Glycine soja, 2103 nucleotides long. RefSeq names its product protein DETOXIFICATION 21-like. Gene Ontology annotation, biological process: xenobiotic detoxification by transmembrane export across the plasma membrane. Gene Ontology annotation, molecular function: xenobiotic transmembrane transporter activity; antiporter activity. Bases 100 to 1635 code for a protein of 511 amino acids. Gene Ontology annotation, cellular component: membrane. The record is from RefSeq and is a predicted model, not a curated record. NCBI's taxonomy places the organism in Eukaryota, Viridiplantae, Streptophyta, Magnoliopsida, Fabales, Fabaceae. The transcript is spliced from 10 exons.
UUAUUCACUUGCAAGUCAAGGGUAUUUGGAUUGGAAUGUUGUUUGGGACACUAAUUCAAACUAUAAUCCUAAUUAUAAUCACCUACAAAACUAAUUGGGAUGAGCAGUGAGCCCCAAACUCCCUCCUCUAUUCUGAUCUUAAGAAGCCCCCAAAAAAAGGCUCGAAAAAUGGAGGGGAAUCUAAAGCAGAAGUUGCUGAGCAGAGAGAAAAUAUCAGAAGAAGAAGAGAAUUUAUCAUUGGUGAAGAGGGUGUGGGAAGAGAGCAAGGUGAUGUGGAUAGUGGCAGCACCAGCCAUAUUUACUAGGUUCACCACCUUUGGCCUCAGUGUUAUAAGCCAAGCAUUUAUUGGUCACAUUGGUUCAAAGGAACUCGCUGCUUAUGCUCUUGUAUUCACUGUCAUCAUACGCUUUGCCAAUGGUAUUCUGUUAGGAAUGUCAAGUGCGUUGUCAACACUUUGCGGACAAGCAUACGGUGCAAAAGAAUAUGACAUGAUGGGAGUGUAUCUUCAAAGAUCAUCGAUAGUUUUAUUCUUAACUGCACUCUGCCUUCUUCCGUUGUUCAUCUUCACAAGCCCAAUUUUGACUCUCUUAGGCCAAGAUGAGAGCAUAGCACGAGUGGCAAGAAACGUUUCUCUUUGGUCAAUUCCAAUCUUAUUUGCUUAUAUUGUGUCAUUCAACUGUCAGACAUUCCUUCAAUCUCAAAGCAAGAAUGUCAUAAUUGCAUUCUUGGCAACAUUAUCAAUAAUCAUUCAUGUGUCCCUCUCUUGGCUAUUCACAAUACAAUUCAAGUAUGGGAUUCCUGGUGCAAUGAUUUCAACAAUUUUGGCAUAUUGGAUUCCCAAUGUUGGUCAACUAAUAUUUAUUACAUGCGGUUGGUGCCCUGAAACAUGGAAAGGUUUCUCUUCUUUAGCAUUCAAAGAUCUUUGGCCUGUUGUCAAGCUUUCCCUUUCAGCUGGUGCCAUGUUAUGUCUUGAGCUCUGGUACAACACAAUAUUGAUUCUUUUGACUGGUAAUAUGAAAAACGCUGAGGUUCAAAUUGAUGCUCUAUCCAUAUGUAUUAACAUCAAUGGAUGGGAAAUGAUGAUAGCAUUUGGUUUCAUGGCUGCAGCAAGUGUUCGAGUGGCAAAUGAACUUGGAAGAGGAAGCUCAAAAGAUGCAAAGUUCUCUAUAGUUGUGACAGUGCUUACAUCCUUUUCAAUUGGUUUUAUUUUAUUUGUUCUUUUCUUAUUUUUAAGAGAAAAAGUAGCUUAUCUCUUUACUUCAAACGAAGAUGUGGCUACUGCUGUGGGGGAUUUGUCACCUUUGUUAGCAGUUUCUUUGUUACUAAACAGUAUUCAACCUGUACUCUCAGGGGUGGCUGUUGGAGCAGGGUGGCAAAGCAUUGUAGCAUAUGUGAACAUAGGGUGUUAUUACCUCAUAGGUAUUCCAGUUGGAAUAGUGCUUGGUAACAUUAUUCACUUGCAAGUCAAGGGUAUUUGGAUUGGAAUGUUGUUUGGGACACUGAUUCAAACAAUAGUCCUAACUAUAAUCACCUACAAAACUAAUUGGGAUGAGCAGGUAAUUAUAGCCCGUAAUCGUAUUAGUAAGUGGUCUAAGGUGGACCUUGACCGUGAAACAGUUACAUCAGAUAAUUAGUUUCAGACUCUAAUCUAUAUCGUCCUUAUUUGUUUAGCCGGUGUUAUAUAGCCAAGAGAUUGCUUGAUAGGUAUUUGAAUAAACUAUCAAUGUAGUCUCCCAAAUAGUCCUUAAAUUAAUUAAAUUAUAAAUUAUACAAGUAGUUCUUAAAGUAUUGAAUGUUCCUUAAGUUAGUCUCUGGAUUGAUAUAUUUUACUAGCAUUGAGAGACUAAUUUGAAGAAUUUUUCAAUACUUGAGAAACUAUGUAGCAUGAUUUGUAAUACUUUAAAGACUAAUAUAGUUUAAUUAGUAUUUUAGGAUAAAUGGUAUAAUACUUCCCGGAUAAUUGUUAGUCUUAUUCAAAGGUGUAAAACUAUGUAGCAUGAUUUGUAAUACUUUAUAGACUAAUAUAGUUUAAUUAGUUUAAGAAGUACUUUAGGAUAAAUGAUAUAAUACUUCCCGGAUAAUUUUUAGUCUUAUUCAAAGAA